Galleria mellonella (greater wax moth) is the source of this 3327-nucleotide messenger RNA. RefSeq names its product arf-GAP domain and FG repeat-containing protein 1 (gene drongo). The record is from RefSeq and is a predicted model, not a curated record. Lineage: Eukaryota; Metazoa; Arthropoda; Insecta; Lepidoptera; Pyralidae. The coding region runs from base 79 to 1128 and encodes 349 amino acids. The transcript is spliced from 6 exons. Gene Ontology annotation, molecular function: GTPase activator activity.
AUAUAUAAAUUUUGUUCGCCAAUCAUAGGUAUUAACUUAUCGUCUUUAUCUUACAGAUAGAAACAUUUCAAUUCAAAAAUGGCUGCAAAUCGUCGGAAGCAGGACGACAAAAAUUUAGAAAUUUUACGAGAGCUUAUUUCAUUAAAUGGAAAUAAAUACUGUCUAGAUUGCAACCAAAGAGGACCUACUUAUGUAAAUACCACGAUUGGAUCCUUCGUGUGUUCGAAAUGUUCAGGAAUGUUGCGUGGUCUAACUCCGCCUCACCGCGUAAAGUCCAUUUCUAUGGCCACCUUUACGCCGGAAGAGUUGGAAUUUAUAAAAGCAAGGGGUAAUGAUUAUUGUAGGCGAGUGUGGCUAGGUCUAUACGAGGGUGAAAGUGUGAACUUUACUGACGAACAAAGCGUGAAAGAUUUUAUGUCGGACAAGUACGAGAAGAAGCGGUACUAUUUGGACUCUCCACUCAAUAAUCCUGUCGUAAACGGUAGUUCAUCAUCAAAAAACAAAUCGAAAACUAAGGCUACAAGUAGUGUAACGACAAAUCCCUCUCCAUUGAUAACGAUUUCGCCUCAAACAUCUAAAGCUGUAGUAAAUAAUAAUACAAUGGUCCAGACAGCAAGAGUAGUGAACAAUGUGCUUCCUGCAGUUAAUGAUUCAAACCAUAAACUAGGCAGACCCAUCAACAGGCCAUUGAUAAACAAUGCAAGCAUGCCAGCUCAGAAUCCAGCUAACACCACAGUACCUGAUUUUCCUGUUGACUUUUCAACAGCAAAUAUUUACAACAGCAGUCAGUAUAAUAAUAAUACAAACAAUAAUUUCGUUUCGCAACCGUCAACUACUCCUACAUUUAAUGCUUUCAAUUCAACUACAUCAACAUCAAAUGAUCGCUAUGCUGCUUUAGCUGAUUUAGAUCUAGCUUUAAGACAGCAAAAUAUGAAAAAUAUGGAGGAAAACACCAUUGUUAACAAUAAGAACCCAUUCCAAAGCUCCACAACCAAUGACCUGUUUGCGAAUAAGAAUCCCUUUUUUAAUGGAGGAUGGAGUACUCUUGCUACACCAGUUCCUGUCAACCCCUUUAUGCCAUCUUCAAACAAUGGGGGCUUUGUAAACUCUAAGAAUCCAUUCCUCUGAUAGAAUUCAUGAGUCAACCAAGAGCCAUAUCAUGAUUUAGAGAACAAAUAAAUGCAACAGAAGCACAAAUCAAGCUACAAAGUUUAAUAUAAUUAAAACAGUUUAAUUAUUAUUUAUUAAUAUUAAUUUUGCCACUCUGGUAAUGUUAUAUUUAAACAACUAUCAGUUAUUUAUUGAUAAUAUACCUAAUGUGCUUAUUACGGUUGUAAACUUAGUCCCUCAGUAUGCCUUAAAAAUCCCAAUAUAAGAAAAUGUAUUUUACUGUCUGAAUUGUUGGUAUAUUGGUAUUUUUGAAACUGUUUAAGUAUUUUGAAUGAAUUUAAGAUAUUCAAUAAAUUAGAUGUAAAUGUUAUGAAAUAUUAAAAUGCUGGUCCUAGCUUUAUUCUAAAUUUAUUUUUAAUUGUAGUUAGACGAAAUCAAUUUUUUCAAGGCUAUAGUAAAAUAAUUUAAGUGGCCUUAUGGAUGUCUCGUUAAAUUAUGUACAGUUUCAUAUAUUUGUACAUAGGUAAUCCAAAAUGUAUUCAACGGUUAUUGUAAAACUGGUUAUAUGAGAACAACUCUUUAUUAAGUUUAACUUCAAAGGUUUGUUUUAAAAUUGUUUUAUGUAAAUAAUAGGGAUAAUUUGAAAUAUGUUACAGAAAUUACAUUUACUUGAAUAUAUAAUAAUAAUGAAAAUAUACAAAAUUUGACGAGAGUUUAUGACAUUACGAUUGUUAUGUAGAUUGCACAAAAAAUUGUAGUCAUAAACAUACUAAAUAUUUGCUACUAGUUUCCGGUUUGUUAUGACUCGAAUGAGUAGAUUAAAUUGAUAAUACAUAUGUAAAUGAGUCAUCUGGGCUGUGGUAUGACGUCAUUGCACAGAUUUUGAUCGUAUAAACAUUCAAGCGCCUUUUAAUUAUAUUUUGUUAUUAAUAAUAGACCAUGGCUUCUUGUCUAGUAUGCUAAAUUGGCUAUUUUAGUGGCAAAAGUUAGUGUUAUUUUACAAACACCUGAUUUUACUGCAUAGUAGUAUUGAGUAAAGUUUUUAUGUAUAAUCAUUUGUACCUGGUAGUUUGAGUUGUAAGGAAGUUAAGUCCUAAGUUUUUUACAAAAGCCUGAUAAAAUAAAAAAUACAAUGACAAAAGUAUAUUGUAGAAAAAUGCGUUAGGCUCUUGCUCACCUCAUUAAGAAUUCAAAUGUAUGUUUUAUUAUUUAUUAUAUAUAAUGGUGAAACACUAUAAUGAAAUGAAAUAAUUUGAGAAUUUAUUUCGUAAAAAGUCUAGUACCUAUUUUAACAGAAAUGACAAUGAAUAUGACAAUUUUCUUAUAUACUUUUUGUCAUGUUAGUUAUUAAUAUUUUUGCUUUAAUAAUAAUAUUGUUUCCAUACUGUACCAUAAUAUUUAGAUCCAAAUAUUCUCUAUUAAAUUAUGUAUUUAUAUUAUAUAAAUAGAUGUAAUAUAAAUACAUUGUAAUAUAAAUACUGGUUAGUAGAUUAGAAUUACUAUAUUUAAUUGCGCUACUAUUGGUAUGUGUACAGCUGCUAACAUUUGAAGAUUUACUGCUAUUACCAUCCGCAGAAAUUCUACGACCUUCUGUAUUAGUAUCUAUCUCCGACCAUUAUCCAGUACACGCACAUGUUGCACAAGGCGUCUUCGGAAAAAUUUAUAGAUUGCAGCUCGUAACCUAGUAUUAACGUUUGAUUUGAUUUGCCUUAAAACAUGGACUAGAUAACGGUCGGAAAUUGAUGACUAACAAUGGAAGAUCGUAGAACUUCUACUGAUAGAAGAUAAUAUAUAAUAUAUACUUCUACUAUAGAAGUCAAUAUUUAAAUGUUGGCAGUCGCACACGUAUUGAUGGUAUCGAAAUUAAAUAAUUCUAAUCGACUAACCAGUGAUAUGGACUUCCGUAAAAUAACAUCUGGUUUAUUUCAUUCAUAAAAUAUUUACAUUGUGAUUAGUUGGGCAUAUUUCAUGAUAGAUAUAAAAAAAAAACGCAUACAUAUAUUGGAAAAAGCUCUCAAAUCGUAUUUAAUCUGUGAUUGUAUCAGUGAAAUAUUUUUUACUUGCAUGGAGCUAAUUUGAACAAAUUAAUUUUCUAAUCAAUGCACUUUUGCUAUUUAUUUAGUUUGUAAUUGUUUUUUUACUAUUUGAGCACUAAGAUCUGUUAAUUUGUAUAAAAGUUGUAAAAAAUUUAAUCACUAUUACAUUUUUUUUAAUAAA